Ceratina calcarata is the source of this 8590-nucleotide messenger RNA. Its product is annotated as protein dopey-1 homolog. Lineage: Eukaryota; Metazoa; Arthropoda; Insecta; Hymenoptera; Apidae. The record is from RefSeq and is a predicted model, not a curated record. Gene Ontology annotation, biological process: Golgi to endosome transport. Gene Ontology annotation, cellular component: trans-Golgi network; endosome. The transcript has 11 exons. Bases 562 to 8022 code for a protein of 2486 amino acids.
GAUUUUUGCAUAAAUUUUCUCAGUAAUAAUUGUCGAUCGAAUAAAACUCCGUCGAAGGAGUAUUCCAUGCAUUUACUUCGCUAGUUAAAGUCAAUCAAGAACCGUUUUUCAAAUUACGUCACACAUGAGAAUCGACAUGUGUAAAUUCGUACGACAAUGGUGACGAUGCGCAGUUGACUUCAGACGGUUGGUGUACGUGUACGAAAAACGCGAUGGUUAAGCUUGUUUGAUUGGAACGUAUCUCUGAGGAAAUUGCGGUGAUCCUUAUAGAAAGAUUGUCUUAGGAUUCCGCGAGUUUCCACGUUCAUAAAAUCCCGUGGUUGGCGAUCGUUCCUCCGAUCCCGAUGAUUCUCACCUCCGCCGUUCGUAACAUAUGCAAAUCCGAAAUGUCAACAUCGGGAGACAGGAGAACGCGCUGUUAUCUAAACAACACGCAGCUGAUAAGAGGAUUUCUCAGUGGAAUUCGUUCCAUGUGAAUCAUUUAUGAUACGGGAUGAUGUGAGAAGAGUGUAGCGCGUAGAAGAAGAACGUAAGCUUGAUUUAAUUGGAAAACUUAGAAAAAUGGGUUCGAUCGCGUUGGAAGAAUACGAACUGAUGAAGGACUCCAAGUACCGAGUCUACGUGUCUGCGGUUGACAAAGCUCUCAAGAGCUUUGAAUACACCAGCGAAUGGGCAGACCUGAUCUCAGCGCUUGGGAAAUUAAACAAGGUUUUACUGAGCCACAUGAAAUUCCCAGUGAUCCCGAGGAGAAUCAAGAUAUCUAAGAGACUGGCACAGUGUAUGCACCCUGCAUUGCCGUCCGGUGUUCAUUUAAAAGCUCUAGAGACGUACGACAUAAUUUUCAAAUGCAUGGGCACUAACAGACUGAGCCACGAACUGUUCAUAUACAGCGCUGGCUUGUUUCCAUUAUUGGGACACGCAGCGAUGAACGUCAGACCGUCUUUGUUGACGGUUUACGAGACUCAUUUCGUGCCUCUCGGGGAGAGACUCAGGCCUGGUCUCAGCGGAUUUCUCAGCGGCGUUCUGCUGGGUUUAGAAGACGGUUCUGAUCACUACGACAGGACUAAUUCUUUGCUGGAGAAAGUCUGCGAAGGAGUAGGACCGGAUCACUUUUACGCCUGUUUGUGGGACUGUCUGGCUUCGAACUCCGGGAUACGGCUGCCUGCUAUAUCCUUCGUCUUAGCGCACUUCAACAAGAAACUGCCAAUGGAGGAACAGAAGUACAUCAUGGGUACAAACACGAACAUUAUGGUCACUGCUCUGUGCGCCGGAGUACAGGACAGUUCCGUGCUGGUACAAAGGAGCGCGUUGGACCUGCUUUUAGUCGGAUUCCCUGUACACAAUAGUCAAUUAACGCGCGAGAACAUGGUGUCGUUGGUCACAGCGGCUCUCGUCACUAUAUUAAGACGCGACAUGAGUUUGAACAGAAGACUGUUCGCUUGGUUGUUAGGCACGGAAGUUAGUACGUCUAUCUUGAAGAGGAAAACUGAUAAAGUCUCGCAGAAUGUAGAGAACACGCCUACUUACUUCGACACGUAUUCAAAAGACAUGUUAGUCGAAGCGAUCAAGUCUUUCUUGAAGACCGUCUGCGAGGAGAGCCCGCAGGAUUUAAAACCGUACAGAAUAUUAGUCUCUCUAUUGGAAAAAGCGGAUAUUGGACCAGAGAUUCUGGAUGAUAUCCUGUAUGAAGUAUUCAGGACUUUUUACAACGCCUGCGGACAGUCGAACAGAGUGCCGAAGACGAACGAAGUCGUAAAAUCAGCGAAUCUGUUGUUCUCGACGUUGGAACCGUCUUACGUUUGGAUACACUGCGGUCAUUUAUUCGAGAACGCUUGUCAGUCGAGAGCAAAGAGUAAAAAGGAGUUAGAGGACGUCACUGUAAGACUUGUAGGCAGUGGGACACCGAAUUUCAUGGAAGUCUGUAUAUUAACAGAGUUCCUCCUCGACACCGUGUCACUAGACGCUUUCAUAGACACUCCUUCUGAACAUUUGCCUGGCUUGUUCUACGAGAUCAUUAGCAAACUUUUGUAUCACAUCGACCUGCUGUCUCCUAUGGAGAUUUCAAGGAGCCUUCAAUUAUGUGCGAAGAUCUUGUCCAAGGUCCAGCCGACGAUAGUCACCACGCAGACGGAGAAGAACGAAUUGGAAGUUAAACUGGACACGACUAUCAGCGGAGCCAGUACGGCUACAAUUAACGACAACUCCUUGACUGCGAUACCAUUGGAGAAAAGUCAAUCUGAUAGUAAAUUAAAUAAACAAGACGCGUCGAGUAACUUGUUCUCCGAGAAGAGUCCCAGUCCGAGGAGAAGAGCAAACUCCGGAGGAGCUACUAAACGAUCUGAGAAGAAAUCGAAGAAGAAAUCUAGCAAGAGCACGUCGAAGCUGAGCGAGUCUCUGCCUGAACCAAGUACGAGUAUUUCAGUAGUGGUGAGCCACGAGCCGAAAGGUUUGCCGAGGAACAAAAGCAUGGAUGACAUAAAAGCAGAAGCUAGUAUCGUCAAUUCCCCUUCUAAGGAUCAAUUGGCGACUUUGAAACAUUCUAGUAAAGCUAGCUCGAUGGGUUCCACGGGAUCCCUAGCGAGGGGACCGUCGCCGGCGUUCCAGGCUCAGCAUUCUAUGUUGGAGAAAUGUCUGAGACAGUAUGAAAUAUUUUACGUGAAGCUGAUCAGUAACAGAGUAUUAAGCAAAGAGAGAACUGUUCAAAGUAUGUUCGACAAUCUGAUGAUACCUUGUCCAAGGGAGAGCUUCGACGAGAGGAUGCGAUACUUGGAGCUUUUAUUAAACUCCAGAUUGAACAUGGAAGACUCUGGUUUCUUUAGUCAAGACGUUUCUGUGACUGAAGACGGGAAACACGUCGACAUUCUUCAAUUACACAUCGACUCUGUUUCGCAGGUGGAUUGGGAGGAGGCAGUGAGGAUGGCGUCUAGUUUAUUCGUCGAGCUGUCCACGUUCCCUAAAUAUUUCCCCGGUGAUGGACUGCUCGUAGAAGAAGAACCGAAGGAGAAUAUCGUUCUACCGGACUGGUUGAAGGUUCUCGCCGUCUGCAGCUGCUGGUUAGGCAAGCAGCCUUCUUUACAAUUGACCAGCAUUGCCACGCUGCUGGAUUUAAUAGCCUUAUUGAAAGCCCACAACGACAUUGAGACUCAUCCGAAGAGCGGCGAGGGAAUCACCACCGUAGUCAUGGUACCAUUGUUAAAACAGUGGCACAUAACUUAUUUAAUGCAGUACACGAACGUAUUUCAAGUACUGGCGCACUCCUUAUGGUACCACCUCGGCGAGUUACCAGCGCAUAAGUACAGAAUGCGUUGUGUAGAAUUGUUACAUGAACUCCAUCACGCUUUGCACGACACGUGCGAUGCAGUUGAGGACGUGAUAGGCGCAGCGCUCACGUCGGAAAGCAUAGAGAGAAGAAUAGAAGCGUUCAGUAGAUUCGCCACGUUGUGGCAUCUGGGAAGAGAGAUCGAAACGAAUCCGAGACUGCGAGGCUGUUUGAGAUCCUUCGAUCAAUCUUUGUUAAAACUGUUAGACAAUCUGCAGCUCGCGGAUAAUUCCCCGUUGAAGCUCCACGCUCAGUCCUGGCUCCUGCAUUCUCUGAUGCGUGGAGAUAUUUCAAGAGUCGUGGACCCUUUGUUAAUAAUAUUACUGGACCCGUCGACGUGUCGUAUGAGCGUACUUCAUGUUAGUAUUCAACACAGUAACACGGUUUUAACGAAGAACGACGCCGUGGAGGAGAAGUCUGAAAUCCAGGACGACACCGAAGGCGCGGCGAAGAUCUACGCGAUCAGUUCUGUAGACGGGAACGUGAUUUAUCACGUCAGCGACAGCGUCGACGAGGACAAGAUCUGGAGGAAAGGGAAGAAGAAGAAGAAGACGAUAAACCCUGUGAAAGUAAAAAGAAUAUUCGCAGUGACUACUUUGGCUGCUGGAGAAAAUUGCAAUCAAUACGUCACUGAGAAGAAUCAGUUCAUGAAAGAGCUGGAAGUGCCUCCGAGCAUUUCUGGUAACAGGAAAAUUUCUGUGUUCGUGAAUCCUCUGUCUCUCAACUGCAACGAGAAUUCAAACGAUUCUUUGACCGAAGACGAAUUAAUACCAACCGUGAAGAAGACGAAUUUGACAACGGAGUUGUUGAAGAACGCGACGAGGUUCAAGAAGAUAGACUUUGACAAAGGGUCAAACGCGAGUCUAGACGAGAGCCUGUACGAAUCUGCGAGUUCCAGCUCAAAAGCGAAGGAGAAGAACGGGUACAAGAAGGUCAACGGUGAGGUGGACUCUUCCAUGGAUUCUAUUACUAACAGUUUCGAUUCCAGCAGCCCUGAAAUCACUCACAAACAAUCUAAACAGAAGAAGGAGAAUAUGCUGUUGCCAGGAGGUUCGAGAGAGGUGGCUGGCACUAUAAUUAAAGGGAAGUAUCACAGCACCAACGAGUUCGCUACGAAUUACGACAUCCACGACGUGGGUAGUUUCGAAGCCAGCGUCGAAGUUCCUAGCUGGACGAUGGACGACGAAGAGGCUGACUUAGACGUUAGCACGACUGCCGAGGAGUAUUUCAGCAAUUCCAGUGGUAACAGUAUAGUCGAAGAGAUUCUCAACGAAGUUCUAGACAAAGUGAUGCAGAUCUGUGACGUGGAACAACCGAAGAGCAUCGAGGAAGCCUCGGGUCAGAAUUCUAAAUCUGGAAGGAACUUCGGAGUCGGUGUACACAAUUUACACUCGCACAUGCUGCUCUACUGCGGAGUCUACGAUUCCACGAGGACUCUGUACGCUCUGCGUACUCUUCGAAACGAGUUAUUAACGAACACGAGGAUGUUCCUCUGCUGCGCAGCGACCACCGGCGUUUCGAACACGACGAAGAACACGACUCUACUGAAUUUGUUGGCCAGGCACCGGAAGAGCGUGUUCGGAAGGAAUUUCCAUGGGGACGUCGCUAAUACUGAGUUCAUAGCAGCUUACAGGAGCAGCAUGUACCUGGAGGUUUUGAUCAGCGUCUGCCUUUACUUCGCCAGGAGUUAUUAUCCAAAUCUGGGACAAAUGAGGCUCACGCACGAAGAGAUAUCUGGCAAUCGACAGGUUCAACUCGCCAGCGCGGAAUUAUUAACUCUGAUGUUCUCUGAAUUAAUUCCUAUCGUUCGCGACUCUGGUAAAGGAUUCAGUUGUUACAUAGUCGAUCUUCUCACGAAGUGCAAAGUGCAGAAAGUCGCGUUGCACUGUCUCGUGUCGAGCGUGAUGAACAUGAAGAACGCGCAUAAAGAAAACGAGGAGGUCUCCACGUUCACCGAAGAGAUUGUUUUGUUCAACGAUCCUGUGGUUGAAAACGAUAUAAACAAAUGCAAAUUCAGGGCGAGCGAUCACACAGAGGCUUUCCAAAUACAAUUACUAAGAUUGCUGUUAGCUUUAAUUAUGUUAGAGUAUCAAUGUGGUAAUCAAAAAGGCGAGGAGAUCUGCCCGCCGACGAUAACGACGCCUAGCACACCGACGACCGUUCCUAACAUCACGGGAAACAGUUUGAAGUAUCUACCCGGUGCACCGAUUCCACAGCAACCAAUGUUCCUCGCGAGUAUAUUAAGCGCCUUACAACUAGAUCACAUGCGACACUUGCAUCAGCACUGGACGACCCUCGUCACGUCCAGCCUCCCUUUCAUGGGAUCCUCGUUAACGUCUAUAGUCACAUCGGUCAUCCAUCAGCUUUGCUGCAACAUCGAACACCUGUCGUCUUAUUACAUCAACGAAGAAACAGCGACGACGACCAUGGCGACUAAAUUACAAGAUAUAAGCACCGUCGAAUGCUGUCUUCCUGCAGAUUACACAGUCACGCAUUUAGAAGCUCUCACGUUUUUACUUCAUUAUUGUUUAUUAGAUACGUCGCAGCAAAUUGGGUUCUCGUUUAAUCAGCCUUUCAGCGGUACGAUCCAGACUGGGAUUCCUGGUGCGAAUCCUGGACAGAUAUUUAAUAAUCUCAUUCACGUGUUCAUGCCCAGCCCGCUCUCUUCCGAUCUGACGACGAACAAAGAUAAGAACGGGAUUAGUGAAUUACAGCAGCACGCCAGGCGAACGGCUCUCAGUCACCUCCCUAGGAUAAUCGCGUCUCUCUCUACCCUCUGGCAAGCAGUGUUAGCUACCAAAGACAAUGAACAGGCCAGCUGCGUGGUGGGCUGUCCAAGAAUAGUGAAGCAUCAGCUUUUGGAAUUACUGUCUCCCAUAUCGUUCCACCAUGGAGUGAAUUUCUUAGCUGCGAUCGCAGUCGCUUGGCACGAGAGGCGACAGCCUUCUGGAAGUUCAAAGAAAGUACUUCCAGAGGCUUGUCCGAAUCAACAAGUGAUGGUUCACCUCGUGAGCGCGAUCCGCGUGAUGCCCAUCGAUACCCUCGUGCAAACUGUUCACCAAGUCGUGAAGAAUUCUCCACCGAUUCAUGGAGUCAAGCAAGAUUUCUCGUUGGAGGUCUCCGUGUUGGAAUUGCUUUACGUUUACAUGCAGAGCAACACGUCGCAGUCGCUGAUCGAGUCCUGGGCUUCUCUGUUAGGUUUACUGAAAGACGGCCUAUCUCUAACAGCGCCUGCCCAGUUCCUCUUGUUAGCAAUUUUAAACGAGUACGUGCAGAAGUGUCCGCCUAUGCAGGAGAAGAAGGACAUACGAGAUCUGCAGGACGUAUCAGCGAAGCUGGUCGAGUCGUGUUCGCAAAUAGCAGGAGCCUGCUUAGAGCAGACGACGUGGCUGAGGAGGAACCUGGCAGUGAGGGAAGACGCGUUCGAAGUUGCCGAAGGAUCCUCGGAAGGUAAAGAGGGCAAAACUGGUGCUGUAACUCCCGGCACGCCGCCUAACGCAGCGUACAGUAUUCAAGCCCAGGCAGUAUUGGCAGAAAUCGUCGCGCCUUUAUUGGACGUCAGCUACGGUUCUCAAGAGAAAGAACGCGUCGUCACUCUGUUAACUAAUCUCAUGUACAAUGUCACGCCGUACCUAAAAAAUCACUCGACGAAGAACAUCGCCUCGUUCACGGCUUGUUCUCAGUUACUCAGUUCCUUGUCCGGUUACCAGUACACGAGGAAAGCAUGGCGCAAAGACGUCCUCGAUCUUUUAUUAGAUCCUGCGUUCUUCCAAAUGACGCCAGCCUGUUUACCGUACUGGAGGACCAUCAUAGAUAAUCUAAUGACGCAUGACAAUACGACGUUCCGAGACUUAAUGAAUCGCGUUUCCAUGGCUCAGAGCAGUAGCAUCAGUAUAUUCUCGUCGAAGGAGCAAGAGUACGAGCAGAAGGCUCAGCUGUUGAAGAGACUGGCGUACGUGAUAUUCUGCAGCGAGAUGGAUCAGUACCAUAAAUACAUGCCUGAGAUACAAGAACGAUUGGCGGAUAGUUUGAGACUGCCGCAGGUGAUUCCGUCGAUUCAAGCCCAGGUGUUUCUGUGUUUCCGUGUGUUACUCCUUAGAAUGACCCCGCAACACGCUACUUCCUUAUGGCCGGUAAUAGUCAGUGAACUUGUUCAAGUCUUCCUGUACAUUGAACAAGAACUGAGUACAGAUAGCGAGGAGUUCAGUCGUCAUGGCAGUUCGCAUAUAAAAUUACUGUCCGCUUUGGACUCGUCUUGGGCUGUGAACGCUAACAACGGUCUCCAGGCGCACGGCCAUCCUCACUGGCUGCAGCUGCAACUCGCAGCUGCUAAAUUGUUAGAUCUGGCGUUGCUGUUACCCGCGCACAGGCUUCCUCAGUUCCAAAUGUACAGAUGGGCAUUCGUAGGAGAUUCGGCUGCAGGAUCUUUGGAGAACAACAAUCUCUCGUCGGACUUUGUACCACACAUUACGAGAAUAGCGAAAUUAAUGGACAGCAAGUACAAACAAGAGACUGGCUUUGCGAGGGCUACGCCUGGUGAGCUUCUGUUGACGUCGAACAACAUCCGCUCGUUGCAAGACCUGCAUUAUUUUUUUACAACGCUGAGUCGCAGAUCGAGCGACACCCAGGCACCGUUGAACAUUACACAACUGGAGACGGUGAUCGAGCAAGAUUUCCUUGAAAAGAUGCCAGCCGCGAGGUAGUAGGACGUAUAUACAAAACGGAUGGAUAGGCGAACAUAAACGUAACGUCGUUAUUCUUUGAUAUCUUUUUAAUGCACGCGGAAACGAUCCCCGAUCGAACUUCAAUUCCACGCAGUUCUCCACUUGUACAUUAAUCGUAGGGAAUUGUAUAUUCUGAUGAACAUUUCAUUUCUAUUAGCUAAGCUUCGAAAACUUGUCUCCUCAUUCGGUUGUGAAUAGUCAGAAGAUACGGGCUGGCGCCUAGCUAAUUAUUAUCUAGAGGGAACAUACAAAAAUGUACAGUGUAACAUAACUUUAUUCGUUUCGAACUUUCAAUCGUUUCUUCGCUCUUCGGUUGUUAUCGACAUAUAAAUACUGAAUGUUCGAUAAAGCUUGGUUGAGCAACAGAGAUACUAGCAACGAUUUCACAGCCUCUCUGAUCUUUCGUUAAUUAAUUAAAAUAGAUGUCUGUAGUAAAUGAGCAACGGUGAUUUCUAAAGUGCAAAGAGAGAACGAUAUAUUUUAGAAUCCGAUGUACAGGAAUAAAUAGAAGAUGCGUCAUGUGUGUGAAUGUUAUGCUUCAAUAUUA